AUGGGGCUGCCACUAGCCCGCCUGGUGGCCCUCUGCCUGACUCUGACCUGGGCCGGGGGCUCAGAGCUCCGGAGAGAAGGCAGGACCCGGAACCACGGCCACAGCGUCUGCAGCACGUGGGGCGACUCCCACUACAAGACCUUCGACGGAGACGUCUUCCGCUUCCCCGGGCUGUGCGACUACAACUUCGCCUCUGACUGCCGGGACGCCUACCAGGAGUUCGCUGUGCACCUGAAACGGGGCCCCGGCCGCAGUGGGGGCCUCCCCCAGGUCGAGUACAUCCUGCUGACCCUCAAGGGUGACACCGUCUACCUCACCAGCCAGCUCACCGUGGUGAACGGUGUCAUGGUCAGCAGCCCGCACUACAGCUCGGGGCUGCUCAUCGAGAAGAGUGAUGCCUACACCAAGGUGUAUUCCCGUGCUGGCCUCACGCUCAUGUGGAACCGGGAGGACUCGGUCAUGCUGGAGCUGGACAGUAUGUUCCGGAACCACACGUGCGGCCUCUGCGGUGACUACAACGGCCUGCAGACCUACUCUGAGUUCCUCUCCGAUGGCGUGCGCUUCAGUCCCAUCGAGUUUGGGAACAUGCAGAAGAUCAACAAGCCCGAGGAGGUGUGCGAUGGCCCCCAGGAGGUGCCGACCCCCCCGUCCUGCUCUGAGCACCGCGCCGAGUGCGAGAGGCUGCUGACGGACGCGGCCUUCGAGGACUGCCGGGACCUGGUGCCGCUGGAGCUGCACGUGCAGGCCUGCAUGCAGGACCGCUGCCAGUGCCCGCGCGGCACCUCCUGCGUCUGCAGCACCAUCGCCGAGUUCUCCCGCCAGUGUUCCCAUGCCGGGGGCAGGCCGCGGAACUGGAGGACCGCCUCGCUCUGCCCUAAGAGCUGCCCCGCGACCAUGGUUUACCUGGAGAGCGGCUCGCCCUGCAUGGACACCUGCUCACACCUGGAGGUCAGCAGCCUGUGUGAGGAGCAUCGCAUGGACGGCUGUUUCUGCCCAGAAGGCACGGUGUACGAUGACAUCAAGGGUGGCGGCUGCAUCCCCGUGAACCAGUGUCACUGCAAGCUGCACGGACACCUGUACGCGCCUGGCCAACAGGUCACCAACAACUGCGAGCAGUGUGUCUGCAACGCCGGCCGCUGGGUGUGCCAGGACCUGCAGUGCCCCAGGACCUGUGCCCUGGAGGGCGGCGCCCACAUCACCACCUUCGACGGGAGGAAGUACACGUUCCACGGGGACUGCUACUACGUGCUGACCAAGGGCGCCCACAACGACUCCUAUGCCAUCCUGGGCGAGCUGAGCCCCUGCGGCUCCACCGACAAGCAGACCUGCCUGAAGACGGUGGUGCUGCUGGCUGACAACAAGAAGAACGUGGUGGCCUUCAAGUUGGACGGCACCGUCCUGCUGAAUGAGCUGCAGGUGAACCUGCCCCACGUGACAGCGAGCUUCUCCAUCUUUCAACCGUCCUCCCACCACCUCGUCGUGACCACCGCCUUCGGCCUCAGGCUGCAGGUCCAGCUGGUGCCGGUCAUGCAGCUCUUCGUGGCGCUGGACCAUGCUGCCCAGGGGCUGGUGCAGGGCCUCUGCGGGAACUACAACGGCCUCGAAGGUGACGACUUCAAGACGGCCGGUGGGCUGGUGGAGGCCACGGGCGCCGGCUUCGCCAACACCUGGAAGGCGCAGUCGAGCUGCCACGACAAGCUGGACUGGCUGGAUGACCCCUGCUCCCUGAACAUCGAGAGCGCCAACUACGCUGAGCACUGGUGCUCCCUGCUGAAGAAGGCGGAGACCCCGUUCGGCAAGUGCCACUCCGCCGUGGACCCAGCCGAGUACUACAAGAGGUGCAAAUACGACACGUGCAACUGCCAGAGCACGGAGGACUGCCUGUGCGCGGCCCUGUCCUCCUACGCCCGCGCCUGCGCCAUCAAGGGCGUCAUGCUGUGGGGCUGGCGGGAGCGCGUCUGCCACAAGGACGUGGACUCCUGCCCCAGGUCGCAAGUCUUCCUGUACAACCUGACCACCUGCCAGAAGACCUGCCGCUCGCUGUCUGAGCCUGACACCCGCUGUCUCGAGGGCUUCGCGCCCGUGGACGGCUGCGGCUGCCCGGACCAUACCUUCCUGGACCAGAAGGGCCACUGCGUGCCCCUGGCCAAGUGCUCCUGCUACCACAGUGGCCUCUACCUGGAGGCGGGCGAGGUCAUCCUGAGGCAGGAGGAGCGAUGCGUUUGCCGAAACGGGCGGCUGCACUGCCUGCAGGUCAAGCUGCUCAGCCAGCGCUGUGCGGCCCCGAGGAUCCACGUCGACUGCAACAACCUGACGGCGCUGGCCAUCCGGAACCGCAGGCCCGCCAGCUGCCAGACGCUGGCUGUCGGCUAUUACCAGACGGAGUGCGUCAGUGGCUGCGUGUGCCCCGAGGGGCUGGUUGACGAUGGCCGGGGCGGCUGCGUGGUGGAGGAGGCGUGCCCGUGUGUGCACAACAACGAUCUGUACUCCCCCGGCGACAAGAUCAGGGUGGAUUGCAACACCUGCACCUGCCAGAAAGGGCGCUGGGCGUGCACCCAGUCCGUGUGCCAUGGCACCUGUGCCAUCUAUGGGAACAGCCACUACAUCACCUUCGAUGGGAAGUACUAUGACUUCGAUGGACACUGCUCCUACGUGGCCGUUCAGGACUACUGUGGCCAGAACUCCUCACUGGGGUCCUUCAGCAUCAUCACCGAGAAGGUCCCCUGUGGCACCACGGGCGUCACCUGCUCCAAGGCCAUCAAGAUCUUCAUAGGGCGGACGGAGCUAAAGCUGGAGGACAAACACCGCAUGGUGAUACAGCGUGACGCGGGCCGCCAUGUGGCCUACACCACGCGGGAAGUGGGCCAGUACCUGGUGGUGGAGGCCAGCGUCGGCAUCAUCGUCAUCUGGGACAAGAGGACCACCAUCUUCAUCAAGCUCGCCCCCUCCUACAAGGGCACUGUGUGUGGCCUGUGUGGGAACUUUGACCAGCGAUCCAGCAACGACUUCACCACGCGGGACCACAUGGUGGUGGAGGGUGGGCUGGACUUCGGGAACAGCUGGAAGGCGGCCCCCACCUGUCCGGACGUGAACACCAUCCCCGAGCCGUGCACCCUGAAGCCGCACCGCCGCUCCUGGGCCGAGAAGCAGUGCAGUAUCAUCAAGGGCCCAGUCUUCGGGGUCUGCCACAGCAAGGUGGACCCCAAGCCCUUCUACGAGGCCUGCGUCCACGACACGUGCUCCUGCGACACGGGCGGAGACUGUGAGUGUUUGUGCUCUGCCGUGGCCGCCUACGCCCAGGAGUGCACCAAGGAGGGGGCCUGCGUGUUCUGGAGGAGGCCCGACCUGUGCCCCAUAUUCUGUGACUACUACAACCCCCCGGACGAGUGCCAGUGGCAUUACGAGCCCUGCGGGAACCGCAGCUUUGAGACGUGCAGGACGGUCAGCGGCAUCCACUCCAACAUCUCCGUGUCCUACCUGGAGGGCUGCUACCCCCGGUGCCCUAAGGAAAGUCCCAUCUACAACGAGGACCUGAAGAAGUGUGUCACACGGGACCAAUGUGGUUGCUACAGCGGGGACAUUCACUACCCACCUGGAACGUCUGUGCCCACGGAGCGGAUCUGCCACUCUUGCGUGUGUGACAACUCCUCGCAAGUUGUCUGCCGGCCAGAAAACGGGACGAUUCUCAAAAAAACCGAGGACAGCCCCUUCUGCUACUGGGAAAUCUGUGACGUCAACGGGAUGGUGGAGAAGCACUUCAACAUCUGCGUGUACACCCCACCACCCUCGUCCCCCUCAACACCCGCCACCACCACCUCUGUCACCCCCAUCACGCCCUCCACCACCACGAGCACCACUCCGACCACCAGUACAGUGUCAUCUCCCUCGUCAACAACUCAGAGGCUAUGCUGCUUCUGGUCCGACUGGAUCAACGACGACCAUCCCAGGAUCGGCAGUGACGGUGGAGACCGAGAGACAUUCAACCGCGUCUGCAGGGCCCCCAAGGAUAUCGAGUGCAGGGUGGCCGUAGAGCCCCACCUCAGCUGGGAGGAGCUGGGCCAGGAGGCUCAGUGCAAUGUCUCCUUCGGGUUCAUCUGCAAGAACGAAGACCAGUUUCGAAACGGACCUUUUGGAGUCUGCUAUGACUACGAGAUACGAGUCUAUUGUUGCCUGCUGAUGGAUGAGUGUCCCACGACCACGGUCACGAUCCCCACCACCACCCCGUCAACCACCCCACCCACCACCACCCCCACCACCCCCACCACCCCACCCACCACCACCCCAACCAGCACCCCACACACCACCCCACCCACCCCACCCACCACCACCCCCACCACCCCACACACCACCACCACCACCACCCCCACCACCCCACCCACCACCACCCCAACCACCACACCACCCACCCCACCCACCACCACCCCCACCACCCCACACAGCACCACCCCCACCACAACCCCAGCCACCACCACCCCCACCACAAUAGGGACUCCAACUCCAACCACUCCAGAGACCCCAACCACAACACCCAGCACCACUUCAACUGGGACUCCAACUUCCACCACUCCAGAGACCCCAAACACAACACCCAGCACCACUUCAACUGGAACUCCAACUUCCACCACGCCAGAGACCCCAACCACAACACCCACCACCACUUCAACUGGGACUCCAACUCCCACCCCCACCACAACCUCAACAGAGACUCCAACUCCAACCACUCCAGAGACCCCAACCACAACACCCACCACCACUUCAACUGGGACUCCGACUCAGACCCCCAGCACAACCUCAACAGAGACUCCAACUCCAACCACUCCAGAGACCCCAACCACAACACCCAGCACCACUUCAACGGGAACUCCAACUUCCACCACUCCAGAGACCCCAACCACAACACCCAGCACCACUUCAACUGGAACUCCAACUUCUACCACUCCAGAGACCCCAACCACAACACCCAGCACCACUUCAACUGGAACUCCAACUUCCACCACUCCAGAGACCCCAACCACAACACCCACCACCACUUCAACUGGAACUCCAACUUCCACCACUCCAGAGACCCCAACCACAACACCCAGCACCACUUCAACUGGGACUCCAACUCCGACCCCCACCACAACCUCAACAGAGACUCCAACUCCAACCACUCCAGAGACCUCAACCACAACACCCACCACCACUUCAACUGGGACUCCAACUCUGACCCCCAGCACAACCUCAACAGAGACUCCAACCACUCCAGAGACCCCAACCACAACACCCACCACCACUUCAACUGGGACUCCAACUUCCACCACUCCAGAGACCCCAACCACAACACCCAGCACCACUUCAACUGGAACUCCAACUUCCACAACUCCAGAGACCCCAACCACAACACCCACCACCACUUCAACUGGGACUCCAACUCCCACUCCCACCACAACCUCAACAGAGACUCCAACUCCAACCACUCCAGAGACCCCAACCACAACACCCAGCACCACUUCAACUGGGACUCCGACUCCGACCCCCAGCACAACCUCAACAGAGACUCCAACUCCAACCACUCCAGAGACCCCAACCACAACACCCAGCACCACUUCAACUGGGACUCCGACUCCGACCCCCAGCACAACCUCAACAGAGACUCCAACUCCAACCACUCCAGAGACCCCAACCACAACACCCAGCACCACUUCAACGGGAACUCCAACUUCCACCACUCCAGAGACCCCAACCACAACACCCAGCACCACUUCAACUGGAACUCCAACUUCCACCACUCCAGAGACCCCAACCACAACACCCACCACCACUUCAACUGGGACUCCAACUCCCACUCCCACCACAACCUCAACAGAGAUUCCAACUCCAACCACUCCAGAGACCCCAACCACAACACCCAGCACCACUUCAACGGGAAAUCCAACUUCCACCACUCCAGAGACCCCAACCACAACACCCAGCACCACUUCAACUGGAACUCCAACUUCCACCACUCCAGAGACCCCAACCACAACACCCACCACCACUUCAACUGGGACUCCAACUCCGACCCCCACCACAACCUCAACAGAGACUCCAACUCCAACCACUCCAGAGACCCCAACCACAACACCCACCACCACUUCAACUGGAACUGCAACUCUGACCCCCAGCACAACCUCAACAGAGACUCCAACCACUCCAGAGACCCCAACCACAACACCCACCACCACUUCAACUGGGACUCCAACUUCCACCACUCCAGAGACCCCAACCACAACACCCAGCACCACUUCAACUGGAACUCCAACUUCCACCACUCCAGAGACCCCAACCACAACACCCAGCACCACUUCAACUGGAACUCCAACUUCCACCACUCCAGAGACCCCAACCACAACACCCACCACCACUUCAACUGGGACUCCAACUUCCACCACUCCAGAGACCCCAACCACAACACCCACCACCACUUCAACUGGGACUCCACCUUCCACCACUCCAGAGACCCCAACCACAACACCCACCACCACUUCAACUGGGACUCCAACUCCCACCCCCACCACAACCUCAACAGAGACUCCAACUCCAACCACUCCAGAGACCCCAACCACAACACCCACCACCACUUCAACUGGGACUCCAACUCUGACCCCCAGCACAACCUCAACAGAGACUCCAACUCCAACCACUCCAGAGACCCCAACCACAACACCCAGCACCACUUCAACUGGAACUCCAACUUCCACCACUCCAGAGACCCCAACCACAAUACCCAGCACCACUUCAACUGGAACUCCAACUUCCACCACUCCAGAGACCCCAACCACAACACCCACCACCACUUCAACUGGGACUCCAACUCCCACCCCCACCACAACCUCAACAGAGACUCCAACUCCAACCACUCCAGAGACCCCAACCACAACACCCACCACCACUUCAACUGGGACUCCGACUCCGACCCCCAGCACAACCUCAACAGAGACUCCAACUCCAACCACACCAGAGACCCCAACCACAACACCCAGCACCACUUCAACGGGAACUCCAACUUCCACCACUCCAGAGACCCCAACCACAACACCCAGCACCACUUCAACUGGAACUCCAACUUCCACCACUCCAGAGACCCCAACCACAACACCCACCACCACUUCAACUGGGACUCCAACUCCCACUCCCACCACAACCUCAACAGAGACUCCAACUCCAACCACUCCAGAGACCCCAACCACAACACCCAGCACCACUUCAACGGGAACUCCAACUUCCACCACUCCAGAGACCCCAACCACAACACCCAGCACCACUUCAACGGGAACUCCAACUUCCACCACUCCAGAGACCCCAACCACAACACCCAGCACCACUUCAACUGGAACUCCAACUUCCACCACUCCAGAGACCCCAACCACAACACCCAGCACCAGUUCAACUGGAACUCCAACUUCCACCACUCCAGAGACCCCAACCACAACACCCACCACCACUUCAACUGGAACUCCAACUUCCACCACUCCAGAGACCCCAACCACAACACCCAGCACCACUUCAACUGGGACUCCAACUCCAACCCCCACCACAACCUCAACAGAGACACCAACCCCGACCACUACAGAGAUCCCAACCACAACACCCACCACCACUUCAACUGGGACUCCAACUCCGACCCCCACCACAACCUCAACAGAGACUCCAACUCCAACCACUCCAGAGACCUCAACCACAACACCCACCACCACUUCAACUGGGACUCCAACUCUGACCCCCAGCACAACCUCAACAGAGACUCCAACCACUCCAGAGACCCCAACCACAACACCCACCACCACUUCAACUGGGACUCCAACUUCCACCACUCCAGAGACCCCAACCACAACACCCAGCACCACUUCAACUGGAACUCCAACUUCCACCACUCCAGAGACCCCAACCACAACACCCACCACCACUUCAACUGGGACUCCAACUCCCACUCCCACCACAACCUCAACAGAGACUCCAACUCCAACCACUCCAGAGACCCCAACCACAACACCCAGCACCACUUCAACUGGGACUCCGACUCCGACCCCCAGCACAACCUCAACAGAGACUCCAACUCCAACCACUCCAGAGACCCCAACCACAACACCCAGCACCACUUCAACUGGGACUCCGACUCCGACCCCCAGCACAACCUCAACAGAGACUCCAACUCCAACCACUCCAGAGACCCCAACCACAACACCCAGCACCACUUCAACGGGAACUCCAACUUCCACCACUCCAGAGACCCCAACCACAACACCCAGCACCACUUCAACUGGAACUCCAACUUCCACCACUCCAGAGACCCCAACCACAACACCCACCACCACUUCAACUGGGACUCCAACUCCCACUCCCACCACAACCUCAACAGAGAUUCCAACUCCAACCACUCCAGAGACCCCAACCACAACACCCAGCACCACUUCAACGGGAACUCCAACUUCCACCACUCCAGAGACCCCAACCACAACACCCAGCACCACUUCAACUGGAACUCCAACUUCCACCACUCCAGAGACCCCAACCACAACACCCACCACCACUUCAACUGGGACUCCAACUCCGACCCCCACCACAACCUCAACAGAGACUCCAACUCCAACCACUCCAGAGACCCCAACCACAACACCCACCACCACUUCAACUGGAACUGCAACUCUGACCCCCAGCACAACCUCAACAGAGACUCCAACCACUCCAGAGACCCCAACCACAACACCCACCACCACUUCAACUGGGACUCCAACUUCCACCACUCCAGAGACCCCAACCACAACACCCAGCACCACUUCAACUGGAACUCCAACUUCCACCACUCCAGAGACCCCAACCACAACACCCAGCACCACUUCAACUGGAACUCCAACUUCCACCACUCCAGAGACCCCAACCACAACACCCAGCACCACUUCAACUGGGACUCCAACUUCCACCACUCCAGAGACCCCAACCACAACACCCACCACCACUUCACCUGGGACUCCACCUUCCACCACUCCAGAGACCCCAACCACAACACCCACCACCACUUCAACUGGGACUCCGACUCCGACCCCCAGCACAACCUCAACAGAGACUCCAACUCCAACCACACCAGAGACCCCAACCACAACACCCAGCACCACUUCAACGGGAACUCCAACUUCCACCACUCCAGAGACCCCAACCACAACACCCAGCACCACUUCAACGGGAACUCCAACUUCCACCACUCCAGAGACCCCAACCACAACACCCAGCACCACUUCAACUGGAACUCCAACUUCCACCACUCCAGAGACCCCAACCACAACACCCACCACCACUUCAACUGGGACUCCAACUCCCACUCCCACCACAACCUCAACAGCGACUCCAACUCCAACCACUCCAGAGACCCCAACCACAACACCCAGCACCACUUCAACUGGGACUCCGACUCCGACCCUCAGCACAACCUCAACAGAGACUCCAACUCCAACCACUCCAGAGACCCCAACCACAACACCCAGCACCACUUCAACUGGAACUCCAACUUCCACCACUCCAGAGACCCCAACCACAACACCCAGCACCACUUCAACUGGAACUCCAACUUCCACCACUCCAGAGACCCCAACCACAACACCCACCACCACUUCAACUGGAACUCCAACUUCCACCACUCCAGAGACCCCAACCACAACACCCAGCACCACUUCAACUGGGACUCCAACUCUGACCCCCAGCACAACCUCAACAGAGACUCCAAGCACUCCAGAGACCCCAACCACAACACCCACCACCACUUCAACUGGGACUCCAACUUCCACCACUCCAGAGACCCCAACCACAACACCCAGCACCACUUCAACUGGAACUCCAACUUCCACCACUCCAGAGACCCCAACCACAACACCCAGCACCACUUCAACUGGAACUCCAACUUCCACCACUCCAGAGACCCCAACCACAACACCCACCACCACUUCAACUGGGACUCCAACUCCCACCCCCACCACAACCUCAACAGAGACUCCAACUCCAACCACUCCAGAGACCCCAACCACAACACCCACCAGCACUUCAACUGGGACUCCAACUCCCACCCCCACCACAACCUCAACAGAGACUCCAACUCCAACCACUCCAGAGACCCCAACCACAACACCCACCACCACUUCAACUGGGACUCUGACUCCGACCCCCAGCACAACCUCAACAGAGACUCCAACUCCAACCACUUCAGAGACCCCAACCACAACACCCAGCACCACUUCAACUGGAACUCCAACUUCCACCACUCCAGAGACCCCAACCACAACACCCACCACCACUUCAACUGGGACUCCAACUCCGACCCCCACCACAACCUCAACAGAGACUCCAACUCCAACCACUCCAGAGACCCCAACCACAACACCCACCACCACCACCACCACUCCCACCACCACACCCACCACCACCACCACCACCACAACCCCAGCCACCACCACCCCCACCACCCCACACACCACCCCACCCACCCCCACACACACUGCCCCACCCACCACCACACUGACAACCUCCACAGAGCCAGUAUCCACUGAGUGUUUGCCACACUGCCGAUGGACUGGCUGGGAGGAUUCUAGAAAACCAAACUUUACCAGAGAAGGUGGAGACGUUGAGUCCCUUGAGAACUUCUGUAAUUUGGGCAGGGUGACCAACAUCUCCUGCAGGGCCACCAUGUUUCCCAACGUUCCCCUCCAGGAGCUUGGACAAAACGUGGUGUGUAACACCUCUGUUGGGCUCAUUUGCAAAAACCAAGACCAGAAGCCAGGGGGAGCCAUCUCCACAACUUACUGCCUCAACUAUGAGAUCAAUGUCUACUGCUGCGCUCUUCCAUUUAACUGUGUCCCCAGAACUUCGACCACCACCACCACAGAGACCACAACCCCCACCACUACCACACCUACAACCACAGAGACCCCAACACCAACACACACCACCAUGGUGACCCCAACACCGCCACCGACCACAACCUCAACAGAGACUCCAACCACGACCCCUACCACGACUUCAUCAGAGACCCUAACACCAACACCCACCACCACUUCAACUGGGACUCCAACUCCGACCCCCAGCACAACCACAACAGAGACUCCAACCACUACAGAGACCCCAACCACAACACCCACCACCACUUCAAUUGGGACUCCAACUCUGACCCCCAGCACAACCACAACAGAGAUUCCAACUCCAACCACUACAGAGAUCCCAACCAGAACACCCACCACCACUUCAACUGGAACUCCAACUUCCACCACUCCAGAGACCCCAACCACAACGCCCAGCACCACUUCAACUGGAACUCCAACUUCCACCACUCCAGAGACCCCAACCACAACACCCAGCACCACUUCAACUGGAACUCCAACUUCCACCACUCCAGAGACCCCAACCACAACACCCACCACCAUUUCAACUGGGACUCCAACUCCCACCCCCACCACAACGUCAACAGAGACUGCAACUCCAACCACUCCAGAGGCCCCAACCACAACACCCACUACCACUUCAACUGGAACUCCAACUUCCACCACUCCACAGACCCCAACCACAACACCCACCACCACUUCAACUGGGACUCCAACUCCGACCCCCACCACAACCUCAACAGAGACUCCAACUCCAACCACUCCAGAGACCCCAACCACAACACCCAGCACCACUUCAACGGGAACUCCAACUUCCACCACUCCAGGGACCCCAACCACAACACCCACCACCACUUCAACUGGGACUCCAACUCCCACCCCCACCACAACCUCAACAGAGACUCCAACUCCAACCACUCCAGAGACCCCAACCACAACACCCAGCACCACUUCAACUGGGACUCUGACUCCGACCCCCAGCACAACCUCAACAGAGACUCCAACUUCCACCACUCCAGAGACCCCAACCACAACACCCACCACCACUUCAACUGGAACUGCCACUUCCACCACUCCAGAGACCCCAACCACAACACCCACCACCACUUCAACUGGGACUCCAACUCCCACCCCCACCACAACCUCAACAGAGACACCAACCCCGACCACUACAGAGAUCCCAACCACAACACCCACCACCACUUCAACUGGGACUCCAACUCCGGCCCCCCCCACAACCUCAACAGAGACUCCAACGACUCCGGAGACCCCAACCACAACACCCACCACCACUUCAACUGGAACUCCAACUCCGACCCCCAGCACAACCUCAACAGAGAGUCCAACCACUCCAGAGACCCCAACCACAACACCCAGCACCACUUCAACUGGAACUCCAACUUCCACCACUCCAGAGACCCCAACCACAACACCCAGCACCACUUCAACUGGAACUCCAACUUCUACCACUCCAGAGACCCCAACCACCACACCCACCACCACUUCAACUGGGACUCUGACUCUGACCCCCAGCACAACCUCAACAGAGACUCCAACUCCAACCACUCCAGAGACCCCAACCACCACACCCACCACCACACCCACCACCACCACCACCACAACCCCAGCCACCACCACCCCCACCACCCCACACACCACCCCACCCACCCCCACACACACCACCCCACCCACCACGACCCCCACCACCCCGCCCACCACCACACUGACAACCUCCACAGAGCCAGUAUCCACUGAGUGUUUGCCACACUGCCGAUGGACUGGCUGGGAGGAUUCUAGAAAACCAAACUUUACCAGAGAAGGUGGAGACGUUGAGUCCCUUGAGAACUUCUGUAAUUUGGGCAGGGUGACCAACAUCUCCUGCAGGGCCACCAUGUUUCCCAACGUUCCCCUCCAGGAGCUUGGACAAAACGUGGUGUGUAACACCUCUGUUGGGCUCAUUUGCAAAAACCAAGACCAGAAGCCAGGGGGAGCCAUCUCCACAACUUACUGCCUCAACUAUGAGAUCAAUGUCUACUGCUGCGCUCUUCCAUUUAACUGUGUCCCCAGAACUUCGACCACCACCACAGAGACCCCAAGUACGACCCCCACCGCUACUUCAACAGAGACAACACCCACCACCACUUCAACUGGAACUCCAACUCCGACCCCCAGCACCAUCUCAACAGAGACUCCAAGUCCGACCACUACAGAGACCCCAACCACAACACCCACUACCACCUCAACAGAGACUCCAACUCCGACCACUAAAGAGACCCCAACCACAACACCCACCACCACUUCAACUGGAACUCCAACUCCGACCGCCACCACCACAGAGACAAUCCCCACCGCUACCAGAACCACAGAGACCCCAACACCAAUAACCACCACCACAGUGACCCCAAAACCACCACUGACCACCACCUCCACAGCGACUCCAACUCCGACCCUCACUAUUAGCACCACCUCCACAGAGACUCCAACACCUACACCCACCAUAACAGAGACCCCAACUCCAGCCUCCACCACCACAGAAACCCCCUCCUCCACCACUACCACAACCACAGAGACUCCAACCCCACCUCCCAACAUUAGCACUACCAGCAGCACAUCACAAUCUCUUCCUACGUCCUCCCCUCCAACCUCCCAGUCCACCUCUCCCUCUUCCACGGAAUCUACCACGCUUGUGACCACCACCCCAACAACUGAGGAGGCAUACAGCACACCACAGACCCCAGUGUCGACAGAACCAGCCAUCAGUACAACAGGAGGCACCACGCCCUCUCCACCUACACCUGGCACCACCCCUCCAGUGAGAGCGUUCCCCAAGAAGGCUCCAGGAGGGCUUGCCUGCCUCUCCUGCCCCAAAGUCCCGCUGCUGAGCGUUCAGGGAGCUGCUGACCCCACAGUACGUCUUUCCUCGGGCAUGGCUGCCUGUGGCCACGAUGGGCUAUGCUCGCCAACCUCGGGUCCCACCUCCUCGAAGACCACUCCCACCCACGGAACCACGACUGGGCCCCCUUCAUCCACCACAGGGCCCCCUUCCACACCCACACCCACUCCCAAGACUGUGUCAAUGACUUCCACAGGAACUUCCACACCAAUAGGACACUCGUCGACCAUGCCACCCAUGCCACAGACCACCAGCACCUUGACCUCCAGUGUGACCACCCCCACGGUGAUCCCAUUAACCUCACCCAACAUCACCACGAGCAUCACCACCGCCACCCAGAGGAUAUGCUGCUAUUUGAAUGACACGUAUUAUGCCCCAGGUGAGCUGGUGUACAACAGCACACAAGGAGACACCUGCUACUACGUGAACUGCUCGCUGGAGUGCACCCUCGAGAUCUUCAACUGGUCCUGCCCAUCCACACCCUCCCCAACUCCCAGCCCAUCCAUACCCACCACCCGGCCAUCCAUGGCAUCCAGUGUGCCGUCCACCACCAAGCCCCCUGCAUGCCUGGACUUCGAUCCUCCCAGACAGGAGAACGAGGCCUGGUGGCUGUGUAACUGCACCAUGGCCAUCUGCAAGUACAACAACACCGUGGAGCUCGUGGAGGUGAAGUGCGACCCCCCACCCAUGCCCACCUGCUCCAACGGCCUCAUGCCAGUGCGCGUCGAGGACCCCGACAAGUGCUGCUGGCACUGGGAGUGUGACUGCUACUGCACGGGCUGGGGGGACACGCACUACGCCACCUUCGAUGGGCUCUACUACAGCUACCAGGGCAACUGCACGUACGUGCUGGUGGAGGAGAUCACCCCCACCAUAGACAACUUCGGGGUCUACAUCGACAACUACCACUGUGACGUCAGCAGCCAAGUGUCUUGCCCCCGCGCGCUCAUCGUGCGCCACGAGACCCAGGAGGUGCUGAUCAAGACCGUGCACACGAUGCCCAUGAGGGUGCAGGUGCAGGUCAACAGGCAGGCUGUGGCGCUGCCCUAUAAGAAGUACGGGCUGCAGGUGUACCAGUCAGGCAUCAAGUACGUGGUGGACAUCCCUGAGCUGGGCGCCCUCAUCUCCUACGACAGCCUUUCCUUCUCCAUCCGGCUGCCCUACCACCGGUUCAGCAACAACACGAAGGGCCGGUGUGGCACGUGCACCAACAACACCUCGGAUGACUGCAUGCUGCCCAGCGGGGAGGUCGUCACCAGCUGCGAGGUUGCGGCUGACCACUGGGUGGUGAACGACCCCUCGGAGCCGCACUGUCCCCACAGGGGCUUCACCACCGAGCGACCGGCCACCUGGCCGUCGGUGGGCAGCAGCACGACCACCAGGACGGGCUCUCCGUCUCCACUCUGCGAGCUCAUCAAGGACAGCUUGUUCGCCCCGUGCCACGCUGUGGCAUCCCCCAAGCACUACUACGAAGCCUGCAUAUCCGACAGCCUCACUGUGCCCGACUCAAGCCUGGAGUGCGCCAGCCUGCAGACAUACGCAGCCCUCUGUGCCCAGGAGGGCAUCUGUGUCGACUGGCGGAGCCACUCUGGCGGGGCCUGCCUGGUGACGUGCCCGGAGCACCGAGAGUACCGGGCCUGUGGUCCCGUGGAGGAGCCCACCUGCAAGUCCAGCCACACCCAGGCAAAGAGCCCACGUCUGGUGGAAGGCUGCUUCUGUCCCAAGGGCACCACCAGCUACGCGUCCGGCUUCGACGUCUGCGUGGACCUGUGCGGCUGCGUGGGGCCCGACAACUUGCCCAGAGAGUUUGGGGAGCACUUCGAGUUCGACUGCAAGGACUGCAUCUGCCUGGAGGGGGGCAGCGGCAUCAUCUGCAGGCCCAAGACAUGCCACCCGGUACCCUUUGUGGAGUGCAAGGAGGACGGCACCUACACUGUCACAGAGGUCGACCCCGCCAACACCUGCUGCAACAUCACCUCCUGCGCGUGCAACGCCAGCCUGUGUAGGGGGAAGCCCCCGCUGUGCCAGCUGGGCUUCGAGGUGAAGAGCGAGAUGGUCCCUGGGAGGUGCUGCCCCUUCUACUCGUGUGUGCCCAAGGGCGUGUGUGUUCUCAGGAACGCUGAGUACCAGCCCGGUUCUCCAGUCUUCUCCUCCAAGUGCGAGAACUGCAUGUGCACCAAACACAGAGAGAACGCCACGCAGCUCAACGCCAUCUCCUGCACCCACGUGCCUUGCAACACCUCCUGCAACCACGGCUUUGAGCUGGUGGACGUCCCCGGCGAGUGUUGCAAGAAGUGCCAGCAGACCCAGUGCAUCAUCGUCAUCAACCGGCCCGGCAGCCAGAACCUGGUCCUGAAGCCCGGGGACAUGAAGAGAGACCCCCUGAACAACUGUACCUUCUUCAGCUGCAUGAAGAUACAUGGCCAGUUCAUCUCAUCCGUCUCCAACAUCACCUGCCCCGACUUUGACCCCAGCACCUGCCUCCCGGGCUCCGUCACACUCAUGCCCAAUGGCUGCUGCAGGAAAUGCCUCCCUCGCAAUGAGACCAGGAUCUUCUGCUCCACCGUCCCUGUCGUCAGGGAAAUUUCGCACAAUGGCUGCACCAAGUUGGUCACCAUGAACGAUUGCUCUGGGUCCUGCGAGACCUUCGCCAUGUACUCGGCCAAGGCCCAGUCCCUGGACCACAGCUGCUCCUGCUGCAAGGAGCAGAGCACCAGCCAGCGGGAGGUGAUGCUGCAGUGCCCGGGCGGGGGCUUGCUCCGUCACACCUACACCCACAUCGACAGCUGUCUGUGCCAGGACACCGUGUGCGAGCUGCCCCCCCAGCGCAGGGCCCGGCGCUCUGGCCCCAGGGACCUGGGCCCGGGGCGGGGGUGAGUGGGGGGCGCUCGGCCACCCGUGCCCCGCCUCCACCAUCCGUACACCCCCUCCCAUUGACCCUCUGAGCUUCCUCGCCUCCUAAGCUGACCUUCUCUCUGCGGAUAUUUAUUUUCCAAGCC
Messenger RNA from Balaenoptera acutorostrata (minke whale), 16775 nucleotides. RefSeq names its product mucin 2, oligomeric mucus/gel-forming (gene MUC2). Gene Ontology annotation, molecular function: protein binding. The coding region runs from base 1 to 16653 and encodes 5550 amino acids. The record is from RefSeq and is a predicted model, not a curated record. Gene Ontology annotation, cellular component: extracellular matrix. NCBI's taxonomy places the organism in Eukaryota, Metazoa, Chordata, Mammalia, Artiodactyla, Balaenopteridae. The transcript is spliced from 50 exons.